ACAAGGGCACGGCAGCGUAGGACAUCCCCACCAUGCCCACCCCGGCAGCAGUCACGUAGGCCAGCACGGUCUUGUUGCGGGUCCUCCAGUCGUACUGUGAUCCGCCGCCCCGGAACCCCCGGGAUCCCCGCGGCCGCCAUACUGUCCAGGGCAGAACGCUGCACCACAACCCCCGGCUCCGGCCCUGCGCCCUCCACACUGACAUCAUGCUGCUCACACCGUCACGUGCCGCCGGAAGCGCCGCGAGAUUUCCGCUCUCGCUCGGCAAUCGGAGCCGGGACUGGAGCCGGAGGACUAGGGCUUAUUCUCCCGUGCGCCUCGCUGUACUCGUAUGAGGCUGGCGACUGAGGACGGAGCAGGUCUAACUGAAGUGCUUCAUCAUGGCAAACUCCAUUAAAAUAAGUGAGGACUUGAUCCAGACAGUCGCCAUUCCCAAAGAAACCAGCCUUGGCCUGAGCCUUGUUGGAGGCAUUAGCAGAACAGAAGGACCAUUUAUACACAUUAAGGACAUCAUCCCUGGAGGAGACUGUCAAAAAGAUGGACGAUUAAGACCUGGAGACCAACUUGUAUCUGUGAAUAAAGAAUCAUUGAUUGGCGUGUCAUGUGAGGAGGCAAAAAGCAUAUUAAAUAGAGCAAAAUUGAGGAAGUGGUCCUCCUGGGAGAUCUCAUUCAUCAGACAUGGGGAAACACAUCUGGACUCCUUGUUACCAACAGAGAAUGCACAGAAGCGAAUGGACUUUGCCUCAAAGAUGUCUUCUACGCCAGAUUCUACUAAAACCAAUAUGCCAAGCCAAAGUGGAUACUGUAAGGAGCAGCGCUUAUCCACCACUCCAGACAGGGAUAUUGCAGACAUGUCAGUUCCUAAUCAGGGACGCAGCCGUGAAAGGUUGAUUUCUCUCAAUCCUGAUGUCCAACUGAAAGUAGAAAAACUGGAAAUGGCACUGAACUACCUAGGUAUUAACCCAACAGAGGAGCAGAAACAGUUGAUGAAAUCCCAUGUAAAGAUGGAUGCCAAUGGAAAUGUAUUAUUUGGAGACUUUGUGAGGGUGGCCAAAAAGAUCUUCAAUCUGCCUUUACAAGACAGAGAUCUUGGACAGGACCUCAUGAUGCUUAAAGAACAUCAAGUCAGGCAUUUAUUGGACAGUGUGACAACUCAGGUCCAGUCAUGUGAUAUCUCCAGUGAUGUAGACAGACUGAAGAAAGAAAGAGAUGACGCAUUUGCCCAGUUAAAAAUGAUGAAGGAACAAUUCUUGGAAUCGGAAAAACAGAAAAGCCAGUUGUCUGUAGAGCUAACAAAUGUAAAACAGGAAGCCAAAGCUGCCAUUGAGGAGACAAGAGCUCUGCGUAGCCGAAUCCACCUUGCAGAAGUAGCACAGAGACAAGCUAGUGGCAUGGAGAUGGACUAUGAAGAAGUUAUACACCUACUGGAAUCUGAAAUCAUGGAACUCAAAGCCCAACUAGUUGAUCAUUCCGGCCAAAAUAAAGACAGCGAGCAGGAUUUGAGGCGCAGGGUCACGGUCCUUGAUUGCCAGCUGCGCAAGUCAGAGAUGGCUCGGAAAACCUUUGAAGUGUCCACAGAAAAGCUGCUACAGUUUGUAGAGAACAUCCAUGAAGUGCUCUCUGAUGAAAGCUCCACGUUAAAUCUUUGUGAACGUGCCCCAACAUUUUCUUCUCAAAUUACAAGACUGGGCAAGAGUAGAUUGGGUGUCAUGGCAGCUCUUGCAGCAGAAGCUAAAGACCUCUCAAGAUCUGUCCGCUCCCUGAUAGAAGUUGAUUGUCUCCCUUAUGGAUGGGAAGAAACAUACACAGCAGAUGGUAUCAAGUACUUUAUCAAUCAUGUCACAGAAACCACCUCAUGGACUCACCCUGUAACCAGCGCUCUCAGUUUCAGCUGCCCAGAGGAUAGUGGAGAGGACACCCCUAGAGAUCUACCAGAGUUGAAACUGUGACAAUCUUGACUUUACAUUUAACCCCUGACCGCAAACCGUGGCUGGAUUACUAAUCUGUAUUCUGGGCCUAUCUACUGCCGCUGAGAAUGAGAGGUUGCUGCAGGUUACAACACAAGACCAAUAUCCACGUGCAGUGUUAGUUCUGUAAUAUCACUCUUGUUUUCAAAAAUCCUGACAAUUGUUCCAGAGCCAAAAACAUUUGAUCCCAUCUCAUAAUCCUUUUAAACUUCUGUGUGGGCAAGUUUUUCUUGUUGGUCAGCAAAGGAAUGUAAAUGCGUGCCUGUUCAGAAUGCAUCGUUUUGUGUUAACAUUCCAGUGAUUCUGAAAUUUUAGACCCAUGAAUUAUUAAACACAUAGGGGGCAAUGAAUUUACAGGUGAAAGAUGCAAGUUACUAGCGGGGUUGAAAUGCCUGCAACGGUACCGCAUCUCGCACCCCUCGCUCCCCAUUCACAGUUCACACAGUUUUGUACGCAGCCCUUCAGGUAGCCGUAAAGUGCGGCUGUUGCUGCGCUAACUCACGGGCACAAGAACUUCACUUGCAAUUCGAUUUCCCCCAUAUUGUACUAUUACUGUUUUAGUCCGGAAACCCCUUUUAAAUAAUAAGUUCAACAAUAACCGUUAAAGUGUGAAAAGGGAUUUUAGAUUACCUUGUAUAUCCUAGUACUGUAGUGUUGGGAAUUGCAAUAGUGCAACAUCACACAGCCAUAUUUCACCUUCGCUGAGGACCAGUGUAAUCUGCCUGCAACUUCAAUGCCCUGCUUGUUGCUUGUGGUAUAUUUUUAGAUUUUACUUUACGAUUACUUAUCUGUAACAGAAAGCUAGUCAGUGAGGGGUGUUAAACUAUAAAUCCCAGCAUGUUCUCCCCGCCAUAUAUUGUCUACCUCUAGUAAAAAAUGAGUAUUGAUGAAAAUGUUAAUUAUAAAAAAAGCACAGAUUUAUACAAUAUACAGUACCUUUUAUUGUUUGUAGCUACAAAUACGUUCUUCAAAGUUCACCGAGCACUAGUGCAAGUCAUACUCAUGAAGCUAAACACAGGUUACUAUGGGUCAGAACACAGUUAGUGCAAUGGUUUUAAAUCUGACUUUAGAUUUAAAACUUAUGUGUUUGCUUA
Pseudophryne corroboree (corroboree frog) is the source of this 3061-nucleotide messenger RNA. It is a transcript of the gene STXBP4, whose product is annotated as syntaxin binding protein 4. Lineage: Eukaryota; Metazoa; Chordata; Amphibia; Anura; Myobatrachidae. Gene Ontology annotation, biological process: insulin receptor signaling pathway; regulation of insulin secretion involved in cellular response to glucose stimulus. The coding region runs from base 381 to 1949 and encodes 522 amino acids. The transcript has 17 exons. Gene Ontology annotation, cellular component: cytoplasmic vesicle. Gene Ontology annotation, molecular function: syntaxin binding. The record is from RefSeq and is a predicted model, not a curated record.